This is a messenger RNA of Puntigrus tetrazona (Sumatra barb), 6229 nucleotides long. It is a transcript of the gene tnika, whose product is annotated as TRAF2 and NCK interacting kinase a. Gene Ontology annotation, molecular function: ATP binding; protein kinase activity. The record is from RefSeq and is a predicted model, not a curated record. The coding region runs from base 316 to 4308 and encodes 1330 amino acids. The transcript has 32 exons. Gene Ontology annotation, biological process: protein phosphorylation. Lineage: Eukaryota; Metazoa; Chordata; Actinopteri; Cypriniformes; Cyprinidae.
UCUCAAGACAAGCGGCAUUGAGAUUUCAGCGACAGCGUUAGAGACCGAAAGAUGUGUAGCUCCUGCUGAAAAACACGCUGUCCUCAGACUAAACGAUGUUACUGUUUGCCGGGGUCGAAUCGAACUGAGGUCUAGCAAAAGCAUCGGUGGGAUCCAGAGUUAAAAGACGGAUUGUACAAUAAGCACGAGCGAUCAGCGAGACGAGAUUUGAACGCGCUGCUGCUGCCGUAGGAGAUCAGCGGACGGCUGCCCGAGAUCUAUUCAACAACAUUUCUUUGUUUCUUCGCGUAAUUCCGGUUUUCUUUCGUCUUUAAUAUGGCGAGCGAUUCUCCGGCUCGGAGCCUGGAUGAAAUAGACCUCUCCGCGUUAAGGGACCCUGCAGGAAUAUUUGAGCUUGUGGAGCUUGUCGGGAAUGGCACGUAUGGUCAGGUGUACAAGGGCCGACAUGUCAAAACAGGUCAACUGGCUGCCAUCAAGUGCAUGGAUGUCACAGGGGAGGAAGAGGAGGAGAUCAAAGCUGAGAUCAACAUGCUGAAGAAAUACUCUCACCACAGGAACAUUGCCACCUACUAUGGUGCCUUCAUUAAAAAGAACCCUCCCGGUGUGGACGACCAGCUGUGGCUGGUGAUGGAGUUCUGUGGCGCAGGCUCAGUGACAGACCUGAUCAAGAACACCAAGGGCAACUCACUGAGGGAAGACUGGACUGCCUACAUUAGCAGAGAGAUCCUCAGGGGCCUCACUCAUCUCCACCAUCACAAAGUCAUCCACAGAGACAUCAAAGGCCAGAAUGUGCUGCUAACAGAGAACGCGGAGGUCAAACUAGUGGACUUUGGUGUGAGUGCACAGCUGGAUCGCACCGUGAGCCGCAGGAACACUUUCAUCGGUACUCCUUAUUGGAUGGCACCAGAAGUCAUCGCGUGUGACGAGAACCCUGACGCCACGUAUGACUACAAGAGUGACCUGUGGUCGUUGGGAAUCACAGCCAUUGAGAUGGCUGAAGGAGCCCCACCCCUUUGUGAUAUGCACCCAAUGAGAGCCCUGUUUCUGAUCCCUAGAAACCCGGCUCCCAGGCUCAAGUCCAAGAAGUGGUCUAAAAAGUUCCAGUCAUUCAUUGAGAGCUGUCUGGUGAAAAACCACAACCAGAGGCCCAGCACAGAGCAGCUCCUCAAACAUUCUUUUAUCCGAGAACUGCCCAACGAGAGGCAGAUCCGCAUUCAGCUGAAGGACCACAUCGACCGCACCAAGAAGAAGAGAGGCGAGAGAGAUGAGACGGAGUAUGAGUACAGCGGGAGUGAAGAGGACGAGGAGGAGCACGACAUGGGAGAAGCCAGCUCCAUCAUUAACAUACCCGGAGAGUCCACUCUGAGGCGGGAUUUCCUACGGCUGCAGCUGGCCAAUAAGGAGAGAUCAGAGGCCCUGCGCCGACAGCAGCUGGAACAACAGCAGAACGAGGGACACAAGCACCAACUACUGGCAGAGAGACAGAAACGCAUUGAGGAACAAAAAGAGCAGAGGCGCCGAUUAGAAGAGCAACAGCGGCGUGAACGUGAGCUCAGGAAGCAGCAGGAGAGGGAGCAGAGGCAUCGCUAUGAGGAGCAGCUCCGUCGAGAUGAGGAGAGGAGACAGGCCGAGAGAGAGCAGGAGUAUAUCCGUCGUCAGUUGGAGGAGGAACAGAGGCAGCUCGAGAUUCUGCAGCAACAGCUUUUGCAAGAGCAGGCACUCCUACUGGAGUAUAAACGUAAACAGCUGGAGGAACAGAGACAGGCAGAGAGACUGCAAAGACAGCUCCAACAAGAGAGAGCUUACCUUGUAUCUCUCCAACAACAACAACAGCAGCAGCAGCAGCAACAACAAGACCCCAGACCUGCAGAGAAGAAGCAGCUCUAUCAUUACAAAGAUGUAGUCAACCCCAGCGAUAAACCUGCCUGGGCCAAAGAGGUUGAGGAGCGCUCUAAACUGAACCGCCAGAGUUCUCCUGCCCUGCAGCAUAAAGUGGCUAACCGUAUCUCCGACCCUUCCCUUCCACCACGCUCAGAGUCCUUUAGCAGUGGGGGUAUGCAGCCAGCACGGACCCCUCCUAUGCACCGCCCUGUGGAGCCUCAGAUGGCUCAUUUGGUUCCAGUGAGAUCCCAUAGCUCCUCUCUGUCAGUCUCUCAGUCCUUGCAUGAUCAAUCUGCCAAAGGCGUUUCAGCCUUUCAGGAGAGUCUGGUGUCCCAUCGGCCAGAGAUGCCACGGCAGAACUCCGACCCGACUUCAGAGAUGCCCCCUCCGGCCCCUCGCAUGGCCAGCCGCGAGGAAAAGCCUGACCGCAGUUCCCCCUGGCUAAUGGAAGAAGAUGUUCCUCCCAAGGUGCCUCAGCGGACUACUUCUAUCUCUCCUGCUCUGGUGAGGAAGAACUCUCCUGGAAACGGAGAGUCUGGAGGGGGGCGAGCGGCCUCCCAGCUCAUCGCACCCAGUAAUCCAGACCUGAGGAGGACAGAGAUGUCCCUGGAUGUGGCUCUGCAGAGAACCAGCAGUAACAGCUCAUCCAGCUCCAGCACGCCCAGCUCUCAGGGCGGCUCGCAACCUGGAUCCAGUGAAAGGAACCAGCCCAAAGGCUCUGGUAAAUCAGAAGGAUCUCCAGUGGCAUUACAGGAGACUUCCAAACCCAUUCAGGAGGAGAGCAGAGAGUUGAGCAAACCUGGUCGACCUGCGGAUCUGACUGCCCUGGCUAAAGAACUGAGGGAGUUGCGAAUAGAUGAAAUUAACCGGCCGCCCCUUAAACUGACCGACUACUCCUCCUCCAGUGAGGACUCUGAGAGCAGCGAGGAUGAGGAUGGUACUGUGGGGCAUGAUGGCACAGUGCCAGUCAGUGACAUCCCAAGGAUCAUGCCCUCCGUUCAGGGGAAUAAUGAGUCUUUCACGAGCAGCCGUGAUGAGUCCUUCGGCGACUCCUACAGUGAUGAGUCUAAGGAUGGCACUCUAAGAAUGAGAGAGACCAGUGAGAGGCAGCGUUUGGGACACGGCGAGAGCAAUGGUUUCGCAGGCCACGGGAACCUACCAGACCUGGUGCAGCAAAGCCACUCCCCAUCAGGAACUCCAACAGGCCUCAAUUCCCAGGACCUGGACUCUAUGGAUGAGUUUGGUCAUGGAGGUGGUUCGAAAGCUUCUUUCACUCCUUUUGUGGACCCACGUGUGUAUCAGACCUCCCCCACAGACGACAACGAUGAGAGCUCAGCGGCCGCUUUGUUUGCUAAUGAGCUGUUGCGUCAGGAACAGGCCAAACUGAACGAGGCUCGCAAGAUCUCCGUGGUCAAUGUCAACCCCACCAACAUCAGACCUCACAGCGAUACGCCAGAGAUCCGCAAAUACAAGAAGCGCUUCAACUCAGAGAUCCUGUGUGCUGCUCUUUGGGGUGUGAACCUUUUGGUGGGCACUGAGAAUGGUCUAAUGUUGCUGGACCGCAGCGGUCAGGGCAAGGUGUAUAACCUCAUCACUCGCCGGCGCUUCCAACAGAUGGACGUGCUAGAGGGUCUAAACGUCCUGGUCACCAUAUCAGGAAAGAAAAACAAGCUACGUGUCUACUACUUGUCAUGGCUGAGAAACAGGAUACUGCACAACGAUCCAGAGGUAGAGAAGAAACAGGGCUGGAUCACUGUUGGGGAUCUGGAAGGCUGUAUUCACUAUAAAGUUGUGAAAUACGAGAGAAUCAAAUUCCUGGUGAUCGCACUGAAGAGCUCUGUGGAGAUUUAUGCAUGGGCCCCCAAGCCGUACCACAAAUUCAUGGCUUUCAAGUCGUUCACAGAACUGCAGCACAGGCCUCAGCUGGUGGACCUGACUGUAGAAGAGGGUCAGAGGUUAAAGGUCAUCUAUGGCUCUAGUGUGGGCUUUCACGUCAUAGAUGUGGAUUCUGGAAACCCUUAUGAUAUCUACAUACCAUCACAUAUCCAGAGCAGUGUGACCCCUCAUGCCAUCGUGGUGCUUCCAAAGACUGAUGGCAUGGAGAUGCUGCUGUGUUAUGAAGAUGAGGGUGUUUACGUGAACACCUACGGCAGAAUCACCAAGGAUGUGGUCUUACAGUGGGGAGAGAUGCCCACCUCUGUUGCAUAUAUCCACUCCAACCAGAUCAUGGGCUGGGGAGAGAAAGCCAUUGAGAUCCGCUCUGUUGAAACGGGCCACCUGGAUGGUGUUUUCAUGCACAAGCGAGCUCAGAGACUUAAGUUCCUCUGUGAGAGGAACGACAAGGUGUUCUUCGCCUCUGUCCGAUCAGGCGGCAGCAGUCAAGUUUUCUUCAUGACACUGAACAGGAACUCUUUGAUGAACUGGUGAAGCUCCUGCAGACCAAACACUGUGGAGUCUUUUUCCUGUCAGAAUUGCAUCUGUGAGCGCACGGUACAUUGACACUUUGGUCUGAAAAAGAUUUUAAAAAAUAUUAGAGACUCUUGAGGAGUGAGCUUGGAGACAUGGGUCCGUCCCGUAGGUAGAGCUCUGGCUCUCUGCACACGGCUCAUGGAGGUGCAGUAUCUGACGUCACCUGCAGUGGCACGCAGCUCCCAGAAGAGGGGGCUGAUUAACUUGAACUUGGUUUUAGACCUUAUUUGUGGCCUCUGGUAAAGCCUGUUCUUUUAGGGUCCUCCCCUUUACGUUCCCGUCCUUGGUUUCCAAUUGGUUUUGAUCGACUUUUCCCUCAGUUUCCAAUGAAUUUUAGUCAGUUGCAUGAUUGUAAAGAAUCGGACAAUAUUUAAAAGAUAACAAACGUGGGGAUUACAUUAGCAAGCACUCAGGCUAAGACCGAGCUUUAGUCUCUUGAUGUUUCACUUUAAAAUAUUGGCGAACACUUCCGCCAGUUUCACAAAUAUCCGCGAUGCCCGUUUUUUGGUCCGAUUUCUCAAAAGAGAACGACAUGCUCAAAAGAAACAAAUAACACUGGUGCUCAUUUGUAUAUUGUCAACAAGAUCCAUAUACUGUACAUUUAUCCAAAGUACUGUAUCUCAAAGUAUAGCUGAGUUUGUUUUAUAGCUUUGAGGUUGGAAAUACGGAGCCGAACGGAUCACGAACGCAUCUUUAAGUUGCAUACCAUGCUUUGAAUUCUUUCUCUGGUCCUUUUUUGGAAUGUUUGAAACCUAAAGGAACAGAAGCACGAAAGUUGACUGAGUGAAAUCUAGUCAUACGUGGAAGAAAACGGUCCUCCUCACUGGUUGCAUGUUUGUGUAGACACUGGAUCAGAUGUUGUGUGAUGUGUAUGUCAGAGCAACAUGAUAUCUGAGAUCAAAAAGAAAAAAAAAUUACAAAUAGAAAGAAAAAGGAUAAAAGAUAAAAGCACCUGUAUUUCAGUGACGACUGAGAGUUGGUGAUGACUUUAUUUAGAUUACAUUAUAGUGCCUAGCACAAAUUAACCUGUGUGAAAUCAAUCUUUAGAGGCACUUUGAUUUUCUAUUUUUGCAUCUUGUAUUCUUACGCCAUGACUGUUGUUUUUGAGCCAUCUUUUGUAGGCUGUAAGUCUCGCUUCUCAGCAUUUCGAAGGAUUCAGCAUUGUUAUAUUAAGCUUCUUACUUUUAUUUUGUCACAAUGUUUAAUCAGUCAAAUGGCGCUCAAAACAUUCCAAAAAGGGAAAAGGGUCUUCACAAUUAUGUCUCUUGGACAAAAAUAUCACAAAUUUUGAAACUUCUUGGUACAAAUGUUGGUACAGAACUACUACAAUAAGUCAACAGAUAUUAACCAUAAUGUAUUGUUUUUGUAUUGUUCAUUAGAUCUUUUUUUUUUUUUUUUUUUUUUUUUUUUUUUUUAGUUUACUUUACUUCUUACUCUACUUCUGUUUUGUUUUAUAUGUUUGCCUGGGUCUUCAGUUCAACGCUUUAGAUGUUCUCAAGUAAGUCACUUGAUGUUUGCACACUAUAUAGAUAUUUAUAUUUCUUUCACAUCUCUUACAUAGCAAAAGAAGAUAUUUUAAUGGUGAGGGAAUGAAAGGUUUUUAGCAAUAAUGUCCUGCUGAUGUAUGUAUGUAUGCUGUGUGAAACACUGUGUUCGGCCAGUGCUGGGGAAGAACCUCACUGAGCUCUUUUAAUUAACUACUUUAUUUGACACUCAAGAAUGGUUACUUAAUGUUUCUGUCUUAAUACGUUUUUAAUGAUCGUCGAAGCUGUAAACAAGAUCCUUGUUUCUUUUACGGUGAUAGAAGCACUAUGUCCUCCUUUUUUUGGUUUGUUUUUUUAUUUUAUGAUAAGAAAAAAUAAACAAAUAAGUACCUUUU